Staurois parvus is the source of this 724-nucleotide messenger RNA. NCBI's taxonomy places the organism in Eukaryota, Metazoa, Chordata, Amphibia, Anura, Ranidae. The record is from the annotation of a GenBank genome assembly.
UGAGCUCCUGAGAGCGACCCAUUCUUUCACCAAUGUUUGUAGAAGCCGUCUGCAUGCCUAGGGGAUGGAUUGUAUACACCUGUGUCCAUGGAGGGGAUUGGAACACCUGAAUCACAUGAUAUGGAGGGGAUUGGAACACCUGAAUCACAUGAUAUGGAGGGGAUUGGAACACCUGAAUCACAUGAUUGGGAGGGGAUUGGAACACCUGAAUCACAUGAUUGGGAGGGGAUUGGAACACCUGAAUCACAUGAUAUGGAGGGGAUUGGAACACCUGAAUCACAUGAUAUGGAGGGGAUUGGAACACCUGAAUCACAUGAUUGGGAGGAGAUUGGAAUACCUGAAUCACAUGAUUGAGAGGGGAUUGGAGCACCUGAAUCACAUGAUAUGGAGGGGAUUGGAACACCUGAAUCACAUGAUUGGGAGGGGAUUGGAACACCUGAAUCACAUGAUUGGGAGGGGAUUGGAACACCUGAAUCACAUGAUUGGGAGGAGAUUGGAACACCUGAAUCACAUGAUUGGGAGGGGAUUGGAACACCUGAAUCACAUGAUUGGGAGGAGAUUGGAACACCUGAAUCACGUGAUAUGGAGGGGAUUGGAACACCUGAAUCACAUGAUUGGGAGGAGAUUGGAACACCUGAAUCACAUGUUUGGGAGGAGAUUGGAACACCUGAAUCACGUGAUAUGGAGGGGAAUGAAACACCUGAAUCACAUGAUUGGGAGGGGA